AUGGCGACCGAUAAUUCGACCUCCAAGAUACCCGACUCUGAGCACCAUACAACCACCGACAUUGACCUUGAUGAAUUCCGCGGCAUUCAGCUCAAAGAUGUCAUCCCCAACACUCGCGCUCCAUGGUAUCGCGAUGGCACUCUUCUGAAGUUGAACUUCCUGUUACUUGCCGCUCUUCUUACGCAGACUGCGUCUGGAUUCGAUGCCAGUAUGUUGAACGGUAUGCAAUCGUUGCCACAAUGGGAAAAAUUCUUCGGUCAUCCGAUGGGCAACCGACUGGGGGCCAUGUCGUUCGGUCCUGGCGGUGGCACGCUCAUCUCAGUACUUGUCUCAUCCCAGUUAUGCGACAGAUACGGUAGACGUAUGGGCAUCUUUGUCGGAUCCGCAUUCAUAAUUGUCGGUGCUAUUCUGCAGACGGCCGCAAACGACUUCGGCAUGUUCGUUGCUGGACGCUUUGUUAUUGGCUUUGGACUCGGUAUAGUCGCAACUGGUGCACCGCCCCUUCUUUCAGAGCUUGCAUAUCCGACACACCGUGCGCAGAUUGUAUCCUUCUUCCUUGUCUCCUGGCCUCUUGGAUCGCUGAUCGCUGCCUGGAUUACAUUUGGCACUUUCAAGAUGCAAAACUCAUGGGCGUGGAGAUUGCCCAGUCUGCUGCAGUGCUUCUUCUCUCUUAUUCAGAUUUCGCUUGUCUGGUUCUGUCCAGAGUCUCCCAGGUGGCUCAUCUACCAAGGUCGUCACCGAGAGGCCAAAGAUAUUCUUGUCAAAUGGCAUGGUUAUGGUGACCCGAACUCGCGACUUGCUCAAUUCGAGUAUGCUGAAAUCACAGCCACUCUUGAGCUAGAGAAGAUUCAGAAAAAGGCACGCUGGUCUGAGUACAUUUCCUCUACAGGCAAUCGCCACAGACUGUUCAUCGCUCUUUACAUUCCCGCCAUGUUGCAGCUUUGCGGCAAUGCUUUGACUUCCUACUUCUUGUCAAAGGUUUUGAAUUCAAUUGGCAUCAAGGACCACAAGACACAGCUUGCAUUGAACGGCUCCUUGUCAGUAUGGAGUCUGAUCACCGCUACAACAGCUGCACUGUUGUGCGACAGGGCUGGUCGCCGCAGAUUGUUCCUCGUCGGACUAAUUGGCAUGGGACUCUCGUUCGUAGUAUGGACCGCCCUCUCUGCAGUCAACCAAGAAACCCACUUUGAACACACUGGAUACGCUGCUGGAGUGCUUACCAUGAUCUUCAUUUUCUCAGCCUGGUACCACUGCUGCUCUCCAAUUGGUGCCACUUAUAUCAUGGAGGUCACACCCUUCUCGCUCAGAGCCAAGGCUGCUAUGCUUUAUCAGCUCACUGGCAAUCUUGCGGGACUUUUCAAUUCUUUCACCAACCCCAUCGCCAUGGAAGCCAUUGAGUGGAAGUACUACAUCGUGUGGUGCUGCGCUCUGGCUAUACAUCUCGUGGUGGUCUUUUUCAUGUUCCCAGAGACAAAGGGUAGAUCUCUUGAGGAGGUCUCCGAGCUGUUCGAUGGCCCUCGUGAUGUUGUGGAAGAGUUGGAGGUUGCCCAGAAACAGGACGUGACCUUCAUCGAGAAUGCCACUCGUCCCCAAGCUUUCCAUUAG
Molecule: messenger RNA, 1605 nt
Organism: Aureobasidium namibiae CBS 147.97
Lineage: Eukaryota; Fungi; Ascomycota; Dothideomycetes; Dothideales; Saccotheciaceae
Product: general substrate transporter
Exons: 1
Coding region: 1-1605 (534 amino acids)
Biological process (GO): carbohydrate transport; transmembrane transport
Cellular component (GO): membrane
Molecular function (GO): carbohydrate:proton symporter activity
Source: RefSeq, a predicted model, not a curated record